Messenger RNA from Aspergillus mulundensis, 1557 nucleotides. RefSeq names its product cytochrome P450. The transcript is spliced from 3 exons. Gene Ontology annotation, molecular function: monooxygenase activity; iron ion binding; heme binding. NCBI's taxonomy places the organism in Eukaryota, Fungi, Ascomycota, Eurotiomycetes, Eurotiales, Aspergillaceae. The record is from RefSeq and is a predicted model, not a curated record. The coding region runs from base 1 to 1557 and encodes 518 amino acids.
AUGGCGCUCCAAACGGUCGGCAUCGCUGUCGUCGCUGUGAUCUAUUUUCUCAUCCGCUACUUCAACCGCACAGACGUCCCCAAGAUCAAGGGUCUGCCUGAGGUCCCUGGGAUACCAAUCUUCGGCAACCUCAUCCAGCUCGGUGACCAGCAUGCAACGGUAGCGCAGAAAUGGGCGAAGAAGUUUGGGCCUGUCUUCCAGGUUCGCAUGGGAAAUAGGCGCGUCAUCUUCGCAAACACCUUCGAUUCCGUCCGUCAGCUCUGGAUCAAAGACCAAUCCGCCCUCAUCUCCCGCCCAACCUUCCAUACCUUCCACAGUGUCGUUUCUAGCUCUCAGGGUUUCACAGUUGGAACGUCGCCGUGGGAUGACUCGUGCAAGCGCCGUCGCAAGGCGGCAGCCACGGCGCUGAACCGCCCUGCUACGCAGUCUUACAUGCCGAUUAUUGACCUCGAGUCGAUGUCGAGUAUUCGGGAGCUGUUCAGGGAUAGCAAGAACGGAACGGUGGACAUCAACCCGACGGCGUACUUCCAGCGGUUUGCGCUGAACACGAGUUUGACUUUGAACUAUGGCAUCCGAAUUGAGGGCAAUGUUGAUGAUGAGCUUCUGCGUGAAAUUGUUGACGUCGAGCGCGGGGUCUCGAACUUCCGGAGUACCAGCAACCAGUGGCAGGACUAUAUCCCGCUUCUGAGGAUUAUCCCGAAGAUGAAUCGCGAGGCUGACAGUUUCCGUGUGCGGAGAGAUAAAUAUCUUACCUAUCUUCUUGAUGUCCUCAAGGAUCGCAUCGCUAAAGGAACGGACAAGCCUUGUAUUACCGGAAACAUCUUGAAGGAUCCCGAAGCUAAGCUUAACGACGCCGAGAUCAAAUCAAUCUGCCUGACCAUGGUCUCUGCCGGUCUCGACACCGUCCCCGGUAAUCUCAUCAUGGGCAUCGCCUACCUCGCCUCCGAAGACGGCCAACGGAUCCAAAAGCGCGCCUACGAAGAAAUCAUACAAGUCUACCCGGACGGCGACGCAUGGGAAAAGUGUCUCGUCGAAGAAAAGGUCCCCUACGUGACUGCCCUCGUCAAAGAAACCCUCCGUUUCUGGACCGUCAUCCCAAUCUGCUUGCCGAGAGAAAGCACAAAGGACAUCACAUGGAAUGGCGCCGUUAUCCCCAAGGGCACCACCUUCUUCAUGAAUGCAUAUGCCGCAGACUACGAUGAUACGCACUUCAAAGACCCGCACGCCUUCGAGCCAGAGCGCUACCUCUCUGCAGCAUCCGAUGGCUCGGGGACACCCCACUACGGCUAUGGCGCCGGCUCGCGCAUGUGCGCUGGUUCGCAUCUUGCUAACCGGGAGCUUUUCACUGCGUAUGUCCGUCUCAUCACGGCGUUUACGAUGCACCCAGCCAAGAAGGCUGAGGAUCGGCCCAUCCUCGAUGCGAUCGAAUGCAAUGCUAUUCCGACGGCGUUGACGACGGAGCCGAAGCCCUUCAAAGUCGGGUUCAGAGCGAGAAACCCGGAGUUGGUUGAGAGAUGGAUUGCAGAGAGCGAGGAGCGGACAAAAGACCUGAACUAA